Messenger RNA from Vigna unguiculata (cowpea), 497 nucleotides. RefSeq names its product heavy metal-associated isoprenylated plant protein 47-like. The record is from RefSeq and is a predicted model, not a curated record. Lineage: Eukaryota; Viridiplantae; Streptophyta; Magnoliopsida; Fabales; Fabaceae. Gene Ontology annotation, molecular function: metal ion binding.
AUACUCUGACCCCGUAAGCUUCUUCUUCCCGAAACGAAAGCUAAAGCUGUGUUCUGUUUUCAGUUCUCAAACAUGAAGAAAAUAGUUAUCCAAGUGCACAUGGAGAAUGACAAAUGCAGAAGCAAGGCAAUGAAAAUUGCUGCAGCCUCUCAAGGUGUGCAUUCAGUGGCAUUAGAGGGUGAAGACAGAGAUCAAGUGGUGGUGACUGGAGAUGCAAUUGAUUCUGUUUGCUUGACUAAUAAAUUCAGAAAGAAGUUCAACUAUGCAACUCUUAUGAGUGUGACAGAAGCAAAAGCUUCCAAUGAUGGUGAUGCUGGAGGGGAACACAAAGAUGAAACAACUGCAGAAAAUUUUCCAAUAACUUAUUGUUAUUCAAAUUUUCCUCCACCUACUCAUUUAUAUGUAAUGGAUUAUGAUCCAUACCCCAAUGGUUGCUCCAUUCUCUAAUUUCCAUCAAAUGGUGCAACCAAAAUAUCCAUGAGUUGAAACAAGUUCUU